AUGCAAACACUCGACGUGGAAUACAACGUCCACAGCAAAGUCGAAACGUUGCUGUACGACAAGACCGAGGCGACACAAUUGUGGACAAUCCUGCUGAUGUACAACGCAGCCCAAGAAAACAAUCGCGAAGUCUUUCAAGGGCUUAUCGCCACAUCGAGGGCCAAGUUGCAAUACUUUGUGGACAACAGAAACAAGUGCGCUAUUCGUACGGCUACCACGGUGGACGAUCACUCGCGAGCGUUGGAUGCCCAUAGUGAAUCUGCGUUUUCCUUCGAUCAAGAUUACGAUCCACAGUCCCAGAAGACGAUCACUUGCGUCGUUACGUGGCAACAUUGA
Messenger RNA from Aphanomyces astaci, 336 nucleotides. RefSeq lists its product as hypothetical. Lineage: Eukaryota; Oomycota; Saprolegniomycetes; Saprolegniales; Verrucalvaceae. The coding region runs from base 1 to 336 and encodes 111 amino acids. The transcript is spliced from 2 exons. The record is from RefSeq and is a predicted model, not a curated record.